AUGGAGAAUCUGCUAAAUUUUAUAAAAACUUACGAGCAGGGUGUUAAUGAAGAACAGAUUAGGAUUAUGAACCCUACAUUAACUAAAGAAUCGUUGGUGAAAUACCUUAAUGGACUAAUAAAAUCUAAUAAUAUAACUGUAUACAAAAACGGUAAUACGAUUUUUUAUAAGGCGGUGGUUAAUGCAUCUGACGAUUAUGAGACGCUUAUUAUAAAUUUAAUCGCACAAAGUGGUACCGAAGGAAUGUGGAUUAAAGAAAUUAGAGAAAAAACCAAUAUGCCACAAAAUCUAAUCUUAAAAAUACUUAGCAGUAUGGAAAAUAGGCGAGUUAUAAAAAGUAUAAAAAAUAUUAAGAAUAAUCGUAAAGUAUAUGUUUUAUAUGAUAUUAUUCCAUCUGAUGCAAUUACUGGUGGAUUUUGGUUUAACGAUAACGAAGUCGAUGUCGAAUGCGUAAAAAAUGUUGGUAAAAUUGUGUGUAAUUAUAUUAAACAGAAAACAUUUAUUGAUAACGAAAAUGCGAUUAAUAAAUAUUCGAAUAAUCCAUCACUUUCAGAAAUAACGGAAUUUAUUAAUACGCUUAAUUUUUUAAAUAGUAAAGUUAAAGAUGAAGAACUUAAAAUUUUAUUAAAUACGCUUAUAUAUGACGAAAAAAUAGAAUUACUGAUGGAUCAAGGUAUUGAAAGAUAUAGAUACCUUAAAUAA
Vairimorpha ceranae is the source of this 702-nucleotide messenger RNA. RefSeq names its product dna-directed rna polymerase iii subunit c34. Gene Ontology annotation, cellular component: RNA polymerase III complex. Bases 1 to 702 code for a protein of 233 amino acids. The transcript has a single exon. Gene Ontology annotation, biological process: transcription by RNA polymerase III. NCBI's taxonomy places the organism in Eukaryota, Fungi, Microsporidia, Nosematidae. The record is from RefSeq and is a predicted model, not a curated record.